Aureobasidium pullulans EXF-150 is the source of this 977-nucleotide messenger RNA. RefSeq lists its product as uncharacterized. Bases 259 to 756 code for a protein of 165 amino acids. The transcript has a single exon. The record is from RefSeq and is a predicted model, not a curated record. Lineage: Eukaryota; Fungi; Ascomycota; Dothideomycetes; Dothideales; Saccotheciaceae.
GGACCAGUUACUGUUUUCUCUGGCUGUGGGAUUAACCUUACCGAUAUAUACAGUUGGAGGCAAGGCCCGUUGGCCCUGACCGAGCGACACACUGGCCGACGGCGGCGCGUUUGCACGGCGGCCUAAGCGGAAUAGAAAAAAAAGAGCGUUGCAAUUCGCAUCGGCAGUUUUGGCCAUCGAAGGGCAGCCAACGGCGGCGAAGAUAGCGAAUGGGUGAGGUUGUUGGAGUAUUGGAAUCAGAAGCAGUAACACAAGCACAUGCUAUUGGAAUACGAUCGUCUAGUGUCACCGUCAUUGUACGUCCGCAGGCCCAGUUGGGCAUGGAUAUUCGGAUGGAAGAGACGUGGAACAAUUAGAAGGGCUUGGCGAUGGGCGCUGACGUGCACCUGCCCGUUCUGCAGGCUGCCCAAAGCAAUGCGCCUCGAGAUAUGGAGAGCCAGGAAGGCCCCAAGGGCGAUUGAAGUAGCAUGGAAGACAGAGCCGCUUUGGGGCGUAGCUGGGAAUUGGGCCAGCAGAAGACAUCGGAUCAGGAUUGACAAGCGGCGGACGUUCAGGAAGGUUGCCAACGGCGAGAUUGCUCAGGUGUACUCGAGGCAGUUGGCAGGCAGCAUUGGAGUGGGGAAGCACGCAGCACACCUCUUACGCUUCUGCUUCCAGCUCGACCGUUGCUCGACGUUACUCGUUUCGUUGCUACUUGCCAUACUCGCUGCCUCUCCUUUUUCCGGAUGCCUUUCCUCGCGUGACAUGCCCAUAUGAUAGUGCGCUCUUCUUUUCUUGCCUUUUGUAUCUUUACCUUCUCGAACAACUCUUGCAUCACAACGACGACCUGACCUCGACGGCCUGACUUUUCCCACAUUCCUGGCCAAAUUGCGUCGCAUACACACGUCGACCAACCACCCGACCGCUCGUCGCCAAUCCCGCCCGAUUCCAUCUGCUGCGACGCGACAACUGUCCCUCUCCGCCCACUGUCUGACAUU